Spodoptera litura is the source of this 1905-nucleotide messenger RNA. RefSeq lists its product as uncharacterized. The record is from RefSeq and is a predicted model, not a curated record. NCBI's taxonomy places the organism in Eukaryota, Metazoa, Arthropoda, Insecta, Lepidoptera, Noctuidae.
GUCGCUCGGUGGCCACUGCAGCGCAAACGCAUGUGCGUUCAUAGCGCCGGCGCCCGCGCAAUCGCGAAAGCAUUCACGUAAACGCGUAUAUUUUUUACCGGAUCAUAUUUUUUAUUUAAUGUGUCGCUAUAAAUUUUUAAUCAGGACAUGAUGGUUUCCCGAACGUAUUUAUUUUUGAUUGGAAUAAUUUUUCGAAUUAAUUUUGUGUGCCCUAUCGCUGAAAUUGAUGAAAACGAAGAAGUACUACAUCUGAUUGGAGAGCCGGACUUUCGCGACGUAAGACUGCGGUGGGAGUACGGAAAACCCGACGAGGAGGACCGGCCGAAAGUUUUGGCGUUCCAAGUGCAUUACUGCGAAUUACAAGCAUGGGGCCAGUACAGAUGCAGAACAAAGGUAAUUGAUACAAUGGAAGAAGAAAAGACUACGAAACCAUCUACGAGCACGACGGAAGCGACAGCCACUACAACCCAGCCCCUCGGUGCAAGGCGCGGGCGCAUGUAUAGCACACGCAUAAUCGGCUUGCGGAUGGCGACCACAUACUCCUUCGAAGUCAGACCAGUCCAUCGAGAUGGUCGAGAUUUAGCUGAUCCAGAAUCUAUUAGGUCGAAAAUUAUAAUCGUUCCCACUAAAGGAUUUUCAGCUCGAGCCACCCAAUGUUUGCCACACGCAAGUGAAGUUGAGGUUUCUACGGGUCCCUUUUUCGGAGGACGUAUCGCUGUGGAAGCAGCGGAUGGCGGUCCUGAGAGAUGUUCCAUUCAAGGCAACCCAAACAGUGCUCAAGAUGCUUACAUAUUGAGGAUACACCACGACGAGUGCGGUUCAGAAGUUAACGACACUACUGUCGCUACCUACGUCAUCGUGCAGGAAAACUUGCCCAUACUUACGCAUAGCACAAGACGAUUCCUAGUUCUCUGCACUUAUAAACCCGAGACUUUAACAGUUCGAGCUGGAAUCAACUUGCCGAAAUCUAACCCCGGAGAUGUGCUCCAUCACCACAAAUCUUCAAGUGGAUCCGUCGAACCAUACGAGAAUCAAGACAUGGACUACAAUGAACUACAACCAGCCAGGCUUGAAGCGAGAAAGGAGGAAUCAGAACAAAGUGCGUUCGGUGAGGUCAGUUUGGUGAUGUUUUUAGUAGUGGCUGCGUUUGGCGGCAUCGCUCUAUUAAUAUGGAAGGUGGUACCGCAAGCUGACAGAGACAACAUAUCUAUUGCCACCGUCUCAUCUCUAGCACGAAGCGGGAUCUUCAGUAGGCGGAACAGAGAUCGAUUUUCAGACCAAAGCUCGGUAUAUUCGAUUUCAUUAUCGGAAAAAGAUGAAGGAAUACCUAAAAAACCUAAUGAGGGCGACAACACGUCUGAGGCGUAAAUAUUUUAAUGUACUAUUGUGAUUGAUAUAAUUUAAUUAUUUAGUUUAAGUGCACGAUCUGUUUGGUACGUGGUUCGUAUGGUAAAAUUAGACUGUUUAUAUAAUUUAAUACCUAAAACAAAAUUGACCAAGGCAACCCGUGAUCAAUUUCAUUCAGAGACCGAUAACUGGUUUCCAAAGACGUAUAAAUAAAAUAACUUGAAAGAUGAAAGGUUUUUAAAAUAAAACUAUAUUGGCACAUUUUAAAUUCGUGGCCAGUAUUUGCUUUGCACUAGAAUCACUAACAUCAAUGCUAUGAUUGCCAUAGAUAUAUAUCUAUUUAAGAAAUUCAAGACUUGUGUGAAGUGAGCAUACGAAACUACAUAACUGAAAUGAAUUUGGGGAUCUUCUGAUGGGGAUUUGAUGAUAUUUGUGUUUAAUUAUUUAUUAUUGGCAGUAAAAGUAUGUAGUUAAACAAAACUGUUUGUUUUUUCGUGUGUUCGUUUGCAUUGAAUUUAGUUUUAAGUUAAUACAAAUAGAAAAAUGAGUGUGAAUAAA